AUGGCCCAGAAAUCGAACACCAAGCCAAAACGUCACAAGAAGAGAAAAUCGAGGAUCGAGGUGUCAUCAGACAGCUCAGACAGCGAGCCCGCCAGGUCCAGAACGCAAGUCAAGAGCGAAGUCUCCAGUGCUCGUGAUGUAGAAGAACCAUCUUCUUCAUCCUAUGAUUUAUCCAAUACCUGUGAAAGAGCGUCCGUUGCAAAAGAGCCCAUAGAAGCAGAUAUCGAGGCUGCGUUCGCAAAGUUCUACAUGCAACGUGCGACAGCGGAGUUUGCGGAGGAUCUGGAGAGGCUGAGAACGAGUGAUGAUUUUAAGGAUGAGGCUGUGCCGAUGCUAAUUUCGGCGCUGAAAGGUGGGACUGCCAUGUUUUCGAGCGAUGAGAAGAAGAGAAUUGUACUUGCUAGUAGGAAGGAUAUUUGA
Molecule: messenger RNA, 420 nt
Organism: Cadophora gregata
Lineage: Eukaryota; Fungi; Ascomycota; Leotiomycetes; Helotiales; Ploettnerulaceae
Exons: 3
Coding region: 1-420 (139 amino acids)
Biological process (GO): ribosomal large subunit assembly
Cellular component (GO): preribosome, large subunit precursor
Source: RefSeq, a predicted model, not a curated record